This is a messenger RNA of Diabrotica balteata, 918 nucleotides long. The record is from the annotation of a GenBank genome assembly. Lineage: Eukaryota; Metazoa; Arthropoda; Insecta; Coleoptera; Chrysomelidae.
AUGUGUACUCAAGUCGGAUUGGGAGCGUUAGUUUUCGGUUACACCUUAGUGGGAGCUGUUAGUUUCAUGACCCUUGAACAGAAAGGGGUAAAUAUAGAACCUGUACAAAUCAACGAAAAGAGAGAGGAAUAUCUGGUAAAGCUGUACGAAGUUGCACUCAAACACAACAUAUUCGACGUGGACAGCUUUUUUUCUGAUUCCAAUGCAGUAUUAAGGAGCUAUCAGGAAAAAGUUGUCGAGAUUUUUAAGUAUGGAUAUAGCGAGAGGUCGGUGAACGAUAUGUGGACGUUUUCGGCAGCUUUAAUGUAUUCUCUAAGUGUUAUAACAAUGAUCGGUUAUGGAAAUUUAGUGCCUAGAACUUCUUACGGAAAAAUAGCGACUGUUGUUUAUGCGCUUUUUGGUAUACCACUUUAUGUUUUGUUCUUUCUGAAUGUUGGAGAUGCUCUAGCUGGCAGUUUCAGAUGGAUAUACAGAAAAAUGUACAAAUGCUCAACUCAGCCUGAAGACGCGGAUGAGAUUCCCAAAAGGAUUAUAGUGCCUUCUAGCGCUUGCAUUUGGGUGAUGAUUAUAUACGUGUUAGCUGGUGCUGCGAUUUUCAGUGCCUGGGAGGGUUGGGGUUUUCUCGAUAGCAUUUACUUUUGCGUUACGAGUUUGUGCAAGAUUGGAAUGGGCGAUUUUGUGCCUGGAACUGGGACUGUUUACAACGAAGCAGAAGGACAUUCCAAGUUAGUUCUGAGUUAUAUCUACAUAUUUUUCGGUUUAGGACUUGUAGCUAUGUGUUAUAACCUAAUGAGGGAAGAAAUCAGAGAGAAAGUUAAGAAUAUCAGAGAAGAUUUUGCGCAGUGUGUAGAAGAUACUAGACUUAGGAUUAUUGAGUGCUGUAAAAAAAUUCGGGGUGAACAAGAGGAGUACUACUGA